AGUCCAGCUCUCAUAUACAGUCAAUGAUAACUCCUCAGUGGUAUUUCGUCUCCAAAGAAGCUGAAACCGUGGAGGAAGCCUUUCAUUCCUGUUUAAGUUAAGAUAGCUGAAACAUUUUUGAAGCAUUUAGAAACAUUUCAAACAACAAUCGAGGCAUCAAAAGAGGAAAUUUUCAAUUCUUCUAAGGACGAAUUUACUUCUGACUGCAGCGUUAACUAUCAACUGUUUUCAUUCUUUCCGCCGUGCUUUUAUUUUGAAAUCCGGUUACCGUAGUCCGUAGUGUAAACGCGCGCGAGGAAACCCCCUCCUCCCCGUUAACGGCGCUGUUUCCCCAGCGGGGGCGGGUCGGUCAGCGCCGCCCUCCCUCGUCACCGCUGUUCAAAUCAGGUCCACGCCGGAGAUGAAGCCAGAGGACGCGGGAGGGCAGCUGUGGUGGAGCGGCCGCCGGGACAAGCUGGGCGCCGCCGCGGACGAACGGCGGGAAGUUCCGCCUCGGUAAACUUCUGCGGACCGGGACGCGGCUCUCCGGGGCUUCGGGCGGCGGGCUGUCCUGUGGGAUGGGUGACGGACAGGAGCAGGACCACUACGAGGAGCGUCUGAAAGAGGUUUUUGACAGUUUUGACGCCAGUGGCUGCGGCUCUCUGACCCCCGAGGAGCUCGCCGACCUCUGCCGGUCCCUGCAGCUGGAGGACGCCACGCCGGCUCUGCUGCACGCGCUGCUGCAGAACCAGGACCGCCUCAGCGCCAGGGUCGACUUCCAGCAGUUCAAGACUGCGCUGAUCCAGGUUCUGUACUCCACCUUCCCAGGAGCUCAGGAGGAGCAGGAGGCCCCGCCCCCUACAGCGUCUCCUGAAAUCCAACCAAAGUUUGUAAAGGGCAGCAAACGCUACGGCCGCCGCUCCACGCCAGAGUUCUUGGAGACCACCUCUGGCGUUCCCGACGUCAACCCGGCAGACGGGAGUUUGGAGGACAACGAUGACUCGGCAGUUCCCAGGAAGCGCGAGCGCUGGAAUUCCCAGGAAAGCAGCUCGGAUGAGUUCGAGGCAGAAGGCCAGAUGCACCUGUGGAACCCGGACGGGCCGAGCACGCCGCGAGGAUCUGUCGCGCCGCUGUCCGUCCGGCUGGAGGCGGAGCUCCGUCGCGCCUGCGAGGAGCUGGAGAUGGCGUGGGAUGGCCACGCCGCUCGGUCCGAACUGCUGGUUCUGUGUGAAAGUUUGGGCCUGGAGCCCGGCGCCGACGCCCUCCUGGAUCCUGACGAGCAGAUGGACGUUCAGGAGUUUGUUUCCAGGCUUAUGACUCAACCGAAGCCGCCGACGCCGUCGGCCUCCACGCCGUACAGGCAGCUCAAAAGACAUCACUCCACUCAGUCUUUCGAUGAAGUCGGCCGCAGGAUUCCGGCCUUCAGCAGCACCACGGCCACGCCCCUCUUCUCCUGGCUGGACGACGGCGCCGGCCACGCUGCAGCAGAAAGAGUCCUGGACGUCUGGAUGGACGAGGGGGUGGAGAACGGCGUGGAGAUCCUGCAGUCUCUGAGCGUGGAGCCGGACGGGAGGCUGAACCUCUGCGACCUCGCCGCCGCUCUGGAGAGCGAACUGCUGGUCACCAAGAACGGCGUUCUCCGGGCGGCACUGGCCAGCUUCAAGGCGGAGAUCAGACACCUGCUGGAGAACGUGGAGCAGGAGAUCCGGGAGAAGGAGAAGAUCCGAUCGGACCUGGAGAAGGCGGAGAAGCAGAAAUCCCAGCUGGCCUCGGAGGUGGACGAGCGUCACGCUGCUAUCGAGCGCGCGAACAGCCUGAACCUCAGGAGGCUGGAGCAGGAGCACAAGGAGAGGCUGGGGGCGGUCCGGUCCGAGCUGAUGAAGGAGGUGGAGCAGAUCCAGCAGCAGGCCGGUCUGCAGCGCGAGAAGGCGGAGGCAGAGAUCGCCAAGAUCAAGGAGGAGGAGUCUCUCCUCAGAGAUCACCUGUCCAUCUCCCUGAAGGAGAAUCGGCGGCUAGAAACGGAGCUGCUGGACGGCGCCGAAGAGCUUGAGGAGGCUCAAGGUCAAAUUCUGAAACUGCAGAGGAGUUUGGAGAGCCUCAUGAAGGAGAAGUUUGGAGAUGUGGACCCCAGCAGUGCGGACCUCCUCCUGCAGGAGGAGCGCAUCAAGCAGCUGCGCAGCAGCUACGAGGCUCAGUGCAGGGAGCUGCAGGAUCGCAUUGACGAGCUGCAGGCGGAGCUGCAGGACCUCCACCCCCUCAGCAAAGGUCACGCCCCCACCCACAAGGCCCUGUCCGAGGAGCUGGAGAGCCAAAGCCCCGGCAUGGAGUCGGACCCAGGGAUCGGGUCAGAGGAGGUGCAGCCUUUCAGCCUGAGCCUGGAGGCGGAGAUGAUGCUGGAGCGGCUGAAGGAGCAGCACCUCCAGCAGAUGGAGGAGCUUCAGGAGCAGCUGGAGAUCAAGGUCAAUGAGUUCAACAGGAGGCUGGAGAAGCAGCAGGAGAUCCACGAGGAGCAGAAAGCUUCUUUGAGCCUCCGGCACCAGGAGGAGCUCGGAGCUCUGCGGGAGGAGAUGCUCAGCGUUCGGAGCCACGCCCAGGAGCUCCAGAACCAGCUGGAGGGGGCGGAGCUAAAGCCGGCCGCAGGUGGAGAAGAACUACAGAGUCGAGGAGCAGAAGUGGGUCCGUUCAGACAGCAGCUGCAGGAGGCCCUGCGGGUCUCUGCAGACCUGGAGGAGCAGCUGAAGGCCCUGGAGGUCCAGCAGACGGAGGAGAAGGAACAGCUUCUCCGUAAGAUGGAGGAGCUGAAGGAGCAGCAUGCAGUGGAGAUCAGCAAGCUGAAAGAGGAGCAGGAAGAGCUUCUGGAGGCCAGAAAGGAGGAGAAGUCUGAGCUAGAGAGGAGGUUGUCGGCUGAGUGGGAGCAGGAGAAAGACGCUUUGGAAGUAAGCCAUGAAAACCAACUGAGAGUCAGACUGGAGGAGGUGAAAGUGAAGUUUGAGGAAGAGAAAGGAGAGCUGGUGAGGAGGUUGACAGAGCAGUGGGAGGAGGAGAAGGCUCAGCUGGACCUGCAGAGGAACGAGACCCUGCAGGUGCUGCUGGAGGAGGAGAUGCUGAGGCUGGUUGUGGACCAGGAGGAGAAGGAGAACAGCUUGAGGGAGCAGUGGGAGAGGGAGCGCGCCAAGCUCGAGGAGCAUCAUGAGGAGGUUCUGCACGGCAGGAUUCUAGAAGAAAGGCUGCAGCUGCAGGAGCAGUCUGAGCAGAGGGAGAGGAGGUUGAAGGAGGAGUGGGAGAAGGAGAAGCUGCAGCUGGAGGAGGACUAUGAAGGGAUGAUCCAGGAGCGGCUGGGCAAGGAGAAGGAGAAGCUAGAAGAAAAGGAGAAGAUGGAGAGGGAGGCGGCGGAAGAGAGGGAACUCCUGGAGGAGAGGCACCGAGAAGCGAUGAAGGAGCUGAGCAGCAAACACGGCGAGGAGAGGAGCGCGCUGCGCGGCGAGCUGCAGAAGCUGCGGGACGACGUCGCUCUGGAGAGGAAGGAGGUGGAGAGCAGCUUCACGCAGCGAAUCUCAGACGUGGAAACUCGUCUGUCCUGCGAUCAGGAAACCGUCGCUGAACGUUUCCGGGCCGACGUCCUGAAACUGGAGCAUAACUACCAGAACGAGCUGCAGGUUCUGUCAGAAGACCUCCUGCACCAGAAGCUCCUCUGGGAGGCAGAGACGCAGAGAGCUCUGGAGGAGCAGAGAGCAGCCAUGGAGGAGGCUGUGGAGCAGGAAAGAGGGAGAAAGCAGGAGCUGGAGAACGUCCACAGAGAAGAGAUGGAGGCUGUGAGGACGGAGAACCUACAUCUCCAGGAGGAGCUGGACGAGGCGGUGAGCAAAGAAAUCGAGCUGAGCAUGCAGCUGAACGGCCUCCACAGCCGGCUGCAGGAGCAGCACCAGCUCCUCGCCCAGACGGACGGCAAAGCCCUGCAGGCCCAGCUCCUGCUCCACCAAACCGUGGAGAGCUUCCAGCAGGAGCGGGAGCAGCUCCUCCGGAGCAUCUCUGAGCUGGAGGCGCAGGUCCAGGAUGAGCGGCGGAGCUCCGAGCGGCACGCCGCAGAGCUGCUGACGGAGCGCGACCUCUGGAAGGUGAAGGAGGAGGAGCUGCAGGAAGACCUGAGCGGCCUUCAGAAACGGGGUCAAGAUGUUGCAGCUGAAAGAGACGAGCUCAGGGUGAAAGUUCAAGAGCUGGAGGCGGAAUGCAGACGGGUUCUGGAUUCUGCAGAAGAGGAAGGAACCCAGGAGGAGAUUCUUCACUCCACGUCUGCAGGAGUCGGCCUGGAACAUCUGGACCGUGAUGCCUUUCCCAGGAAGACUAAAUGUGAUGAAGACCAGGAUGGAGCUGUGCUGAAGGCCUCUCCGCUGGAGGAGAGCCGUGUUUCUGGUGAGGAGGUGGUUCCAGAUCCGAGCCUGAAGCUCCAUGACCUCCACCAGGAAGCGUGGGAACGGCGGUCCUGUGAUCGCCGCUCAGGAUCUCCUGACGCGUAUUUUUACUCUGAAAGCCCAAUACACAAAGCAGUUUUUGAUGCGGCGAGCACAGAGGAUGGGAGGUCCCCCCUGGGAGGUGAGGAGCAUCAUGAGACUGUGGUUGAGGCCUCCACGCCGGAGGAGACGCGUGACCUCCAGGAGGACUCUGCAGAGGAAGCUGAGGUGGAUGAAAACCACCUGGAAUGUUCACAUGAUGCUGUGGAAGACCGUGAGAACCAGGAGGAGGCGCUCCUUACCUUACAGGCUCUGUGUCGCAUCUCCAGGGAGGAGAACCUCCUCCUUCACCAGAAGGUUUCUUUGCUCCGGCAGAAAACGGGAAUCUUGGAGAACCUGCUGGACCAUCACAGUGCAAACGUCCAUACAUCCCAUCAUGCUCUGGAGGAGAACUACAGCCUGAAGGUCCAGAUGCUCCUGCUGCUGGAGCACGUCAGAGACCUGGAGAUGAAGGCCCUGAACACGGCGGAGCUCCAGAUCCGCUACGAAGACUGUCGCUGCGAAAACGCCAAACUGAAGGAGCAGAGCGCUCAGCAGGAGCAGCAGCUCUGGAGCCUGGAAGGAAAGCUCAAACUGUUCCAGGAUUUCCAGUACCGGGGCUUUGUCCUCAUGGACGACAUCGGCGGGAUGAAGGAGGAGAACUCUGGACUCCUCCUGCUGCUGGCCGAGCCGGAGAGGCAGGAGGAACCUCCUGCUGACCCGGGGGAGGCCUUCAGCCUGGAGGACAGCUGCAGGGCGUUUGAGAGGCAGAACAUGCGUCUGCGCAGAUCCAUCGCACAGCUGCAGGGCCACGCCCACACGCUGAACCAGAAGACUCGAGCUCAGAGAUCUGAAGCCGGCCGCCUGGCUCAGGAGAACCUGGCCCUCAGGAAGAAGAUCAGCGCUCUGGAAGAAGGAGACCUGAACCAGGAGGAGCUGCUGGAAACGCUGGAGCGCCUGAAGAAGGAGAAGUCUGCAGCCCAGAAGGCAGCAGAGACCUUCAAGAGACAGAGCCGACGGCUGGAGGACCAGAACGGCGUUCUGGCGGAGAGGAACGCCCAAAGCGCCGCUCACCUGGAGAGGCUGCAGCUGAAGGAGAGGGAGGGGCCCCCCGCGGAGGGGCACGCCAGGGUGGCGGCCUGCGUGUCGGCUCUGGAGGCGGAGCUGACCAACGCUCUGGAGGACACGGCUCAGCUGGAGAACAGGAACUCGCAGCUGUCACAGCAGCUGUGUGAGCUAAGGGAGAAGGCUGCCAGGAGUCAGCUCAGCCAGAUCCUGGCGGAGCGUCAGAACGCCGACAGAGAGGUGGGGGUUCUCCAAACCCAGCUGGCUAAAGCUCAGGAGAAGGUGAAGACGGAGGAGGAGAACCUCCAGGCCGCCGCUCGGCAGAACGCCCGACUGAAGGCCGACCUGAAAGCUGCUCAGCAGGAGAAGGACUCCCUGAAACGGGAGGUGGCGGUGCUGCACAAAAAGCUGCUCCACACUCAGGAAAAAAACCGCACCUUAGAGGCGGAGCUGCACUCCUCAGGCAAGAAGAUGUUCCGGGAGGAGGCGAAGGAGCAGCACCUGCUGAGGCUGGAGAACGAGCGGCUGCAGGCGGACGCGCGCGGCCUCAGAAACGACCUGGUCCAGGCCAGAGAGAAGGUCCACCAGCUGGAUGCCACCAUCCUGUCUCUCAGCAAACACAAGCAGGCGGGUCAGGCGUCCGCGCUGAAGGCGCUGGAGCAGGAGAACGCUGCCCUGAAGCGGGAGCUGCAGGCGCAGAGGGAGCAGGGCUGUGAAGCGGCACGGAGCGGCGCGGAGUGGGAGAACCUUCAGCUGGAGAACGAAGCCCUAAAAGCGCAGAUGAGUCGUCUGUCCUCACAGCUGCUGGAGUCCUUUCAGGCUCAGCUGGUUGGACUUCUGCCUCCGUCUCCUCACAGAGUCCAGAGAGGACAUCGCGCCGAGGAGCCAGAAAACCUGCAGGAGCCGAUGGCGGAGCAGCGGGCGGCUCACGCAGACAGCUGCCGGCGGAUCGGCGGGUUAUAACGGCGCCUCUUCCCUGAUCAGACUCCACGACCCGCUCUUCUGCGGCGUGGCGGGAAAACUGGAAGAUCGCUUUGCUGCGUGCGGCAUGGCGGAAAAACGGAGAUCCUGCUGUAUUUUCCAGAGGAAAUUCUGGAAGCGAUGAUGUGAUCGAAGGCAGCAGGAACUGGGCGGAGUCAAACGAGGAGACGCCUUUGUAGUUUACACUGCAGGACACCUUGUGGCUGUAUGAAGGGAGGGGCUUCCCACAGGUUAGAUUCCCGUCAGUCAGAGGUUCUGCAUCCAUCCUUAAACCUGUCGGGUUUCCAGUCCCAGCUUCAGUCGUGGUUCUGUUGGGUUUUCAAGCUGUGUCUGUCCUGGAGCUCAUUAUUUAUUUUAUCGUCAUUUUAUUUAUGGUUUGUUGAAUCAUUUAUGUCAUUUUUUUAGUUUACAAAAAUGUCCAGAAAUCCUUUUUAUCAAAUAAAACUUUUACCACCAGAAAAAACCGUCUCCGCCUCUCAUUCCCGACUCUUUUC
Messenger RNA from Oryzias latipes (Japanese medaka), 7006 nucleotides. NCBI's taxonomy places the organism in Eukaryota, Metazoa, Chordata, Actinopteri, Beloniformes, Adrianichthyidae. The record is from RefSeq and is a predicted model, not a curated record.